Paraglomus occultum is the source of this 306-nucleotide messenger RNA. NCBI's taxonomy places the organism in Eukaryota, Fungi, Glomeromycota, Glomeromycetes, Paraglomerales, Paraglomeraceae. The record is from the annotation of a GenBank genome assembly.
AUGUCUCGUGGCCGAUCUCCAAGCUCUGAGGGAGUAUACAAGAUUGUUGAUGUUACAGUGCCCGUAGGGAGCAGCAAAACCGGCAUCAUCGAGUCUAGCACAAGUACUCCAGCUCAAAACCAACAGAGUACGCGUGGGCAAGACACGAUUAGGGACGAUUGGAUAAAGAGUAGAUUGCUGCGAAGCAGAAGUGGAGACAAGCAUGGGUAUCACUAUUCGGAAGGAAAAGGUCAUAAAGUAGGGGAAAGGCUGUUACAGGUGGAGCGCGAAGAGUUGGCAAGAAUUGUUGGCGAGACCCAAGCUUAG